Lemur catta (Ring-tailed lemur) is the source of this 4007-nucleotide messenger RNA. RefSeq names its product microfibril associated protein 3 (gene MFAP3). The record is from RefSeq and is a predicted model, not a curated record. The coding region runs from base 205 to 1293 and encodes 362 amino acids. Gene Ontology annotation, molecular function: MHC class II protein binding; protein tyrosine kinase binding. The transcript has 3 exons. Lineage: Eukaryota; Metazoa; Chordata; Mammalia; Primates; Lemuridae. Gene Ontology annotation, biological process: interleukin-15-mediated signaling pathway; positive regulation of ERK1 and ERK2 cascade; T cell activation. Gene Ontology annotation, cellular component: membrane raft; external side of plasma membrane.
GCAGCAGCUCGGGCCGGAAGGAGGUCGGUGCCAGUCCGGUUCGUCUCCACUCACAUCUUUUAAUCUUGAAGACUGUAGAAUACACCUGGAUCUACCACUUUUUUGGAAAAUUUCCCUACCAAGCAAUAAGUUACCCACUGUGCUCUUAUAGUAUAGAAGCUUUUGAGUUCUCUAAAUCUAAACAAGAUUUCCUUCUGUUUUCCCAUGAAGCCACAUUGUUGCUUAUUCAUUUUAGUGGUGAGUGUUGUUGUGCCAGCUGCUUUUGUUUUGGAAGAUGUGGACUUCAACCAAAUGGCCCCGCUGGGAGAAAAUCAUAGUUCUUACAAUGCUUCAUUUCCCUCAAUCUUUGAACUCUCACCAAGUUCCCACUCAGGUGAUGAUGUCAUCAUAGCCAAAGAGGGAACUAGUGUUUCAAUGGAGUGUCUUCUCACCGCUGGUCACUACGAAGAUGUCCAUUGGUACAACUCAAAAGGACAGCAACUGGAUGGCAGAGGCAGAGGUGGAAAAUGGUUGAUUUCUGAUAACUUCCUAAACAUCACCAACGUAGCCUUUGAUGACCGCGGGCUCUAUACGUGUUUCGUCACCUCUCCAACUCGUGCCUCCUACUCUGUCACCCUACGUGUUAUCUUCACCUCGGGAGACAUGAGUGUGUAUUACAUGAUUGUUUGCCUGAUUGCCUUUACAAUCACUCUCAUCUUGAAUGUCACACGGCUGUGCAUGAUGAGCAGCCAUCUUCGCAAGACCGAGAAGGCCAUCAACGAAUUCUUUAGAACUGAAGGGGCUGAGAAACUUCAGAAGGCCUUUGAGAUUGCAAAACGCAUCCCCAUCAUCACCUCAGCCAAAACUCUGGAGCUCGCCAAAGUGACACAAUUCAAGACCAUGGAGUUUGCGCGUUACAUUGAAGAACUGGCAAGAAGCGUUCCUCUUCCACCCCUUAUUCUUAACUGUCGAGCUUUUGUGGAGGAAAUGUUUGAGGCUGUGCGAGUGGAUGACCCUGAUGACAUGGGAGAAAGAAUUAAAGAGAGACCUGCUUUGAAUGCUCAAGGUGGCAUAUAUGUCAUUAACCCAGAGAUGGGGCGGAGUAAUUCGCCAGGAGGAGAUUCAGAUGAUGGCUCCCUGAAUGAACAAGGCCAGGAGAUAGCAGUUCAGGUUUCUGUCCACCUUCAGUCAGAGACCAAAAGUAUUGAUACAGAUUCUCAAGACAGCAGUCAUUUCAGCUCACCUGAUGAUACGGGAUCUGCCGAAUCUAAUUCUAACUACAAAGAUGGAACAUACGAAAACUGUCAACUGUAAGCUAUCCCAGUACCUACAAAAACAACUCACAGAAAAGGAACCUGUUUCUUGGAAAAAACAACAUUCUUACCAAAAGAUGACUGGGGUUUUCCGUUUGUUAAUAUUAAGCACAUGAGAACAUGAAUUGCCAAAAUCUUUGUAAAAAUGCAGUGAUUUUCCUAUCUGGUAUUUCUCAGUCAAUUUCCCUGAGCUUGAAUAAAUGAUGCAUGUUAAGAUUUAAAGGAGCCUGAGAGAUAAACAUGAUAGGAAAAGUACUGAACUCUGAGAGUCCCAUGGUUUCUCUUCUGGUCACAGAUCUUCCGUUGGUGAGGUCUGACACUUAGCUUGAGGCCUCAGUUUUCCGAUCAGUAAGAUGCAGGAUUUGCAUUAGAGGAGAUCUGAAGUGGUUUCUAGCCCAGUAACUUCUUACCCAUUACCUUUAAACCACCAAAAUCUUCAGCAUAUCUCCAAGUAAACCUUUCCCUGGACUUUUGGUCCUUUCUUUUAGAAAGAAUCAAGCUUAAACUUUAGUCUGUGAUCCAGAUUUCCACACCAGUGCUAUAACGUGCAGAGGUACGAGUGUUUUUCAGACGUUUUGCCUUGUGGAGUGUCCAGUGAUACAUCCUAGGUUGAAUCUCUUCAACUUAGCACGUCUGUAUUGUUAUACAGAUAUCAAGGAGCUAACUGCUCUUUUGUAAACCACUUUCCAUGAGUAAAUUAGUCCUUCUUGGGAGCAUGUCAUGUCUUUUUAACUUUCUGAGACAUCAUUUAGUUCAUUGAGGCUGGCAGUGAUUUCCCAACUGAUCUCCUGAAGGGAGCAAUUUGUUCCUAAGGAAUAAUGUCUUUGAUGCUUUUUAGAAAAAGAACAAUGUCAAGUCAUCUGUCUCUGGCAAAUCAUGGAUCUUGAUGUUUCUGUUAAUAGAAUUUCUCAGGCUUUCCUUUUUUAAAAGUAUUGGACUCUACAAGUGAGUUCUAUCUUUGGGAUCCCAUUCUAGGAUAAAACCCAGAGCUGGAUUCCUCCUUAGACCUCUGUCAACACUCUUACCCUCUGUGUUCUUAAAUACGGUGCUAACGGUUGAAUGCUUCCUAAUCUUGUUUGUUUAUAUUUUGUUGUUAAGGUUUUUAUUUUUGUGUAUUUCAGAUACAUAAUGCUGAACUAGGGCUGCUUUUGUGGCCUUUCUGAGAAGCGCUUACCUGAAAUAAGAUUAGAUAACCUGAGAGUAUGUCACCAUAUUAAAAUACACCCACACACACACACACACACACACACACACACACACACACAUGAUCUAGACAUAAAAAAGGAGAAAAAUGAUGGAAGAUGCCAUGUGGUUCAACUGUGUGUAAUAAACACUUAAGAUGGCAUUUCUUGCCUGGAUGAGAUAGGCUAUGAUGGAAUUGUAAAUACUCAUCAGAACAAUUUUGUCAGCUACAGGAAGCUUGGUGCCAUAUAAUUUUAAGAACUUAGCAGUGGAGCUCCAUUUGGGGCUUCACAUUUCUUCAUUUGACUUCUGAUUGAACUAGAGGCACCUGAAGGAAAUGUUCAGGGGAGGUUUUAUCAGGAUUUUAAUUUAAGGUUUCAAACAGAGGAAGACAGGAAAUCCAACGUGUGACCAGAUAGAACUUAGGCCUUUCUUUGUCAGGCUUAUCAGAAGUAAUGUGUCUGCUCUGGAUAGCAUGAAUGAAUCAAUGUGCAGUUUUAUCAGAUGGCAUUACAGAUAAAGUGAUAAUGCUGCCUUUUCUCUCUCUCAGGCUGUUUCCAUGGAAACCUCCAGAGCCAAACAAAAGCUAACCAAUCAUUUAGCCAAUGCUUGCCUUGCCUCAUAGACCACUGUUUCUUUAAGGAAAACUGUUUUCUUGUAUUUGGCUAUGAAAGCAAGGGCUCUUGAACAUAUCCUAAAGUAUAUAGAAUACAUUUUCCCUUCUCACAAUGUUUCUCUUAAAAAAGUAAAAAUUUUUUAAAUCCCUUGUCUAAGGUCAGUCCCCUGGGCAUCCCUUAGAGCUUCAGAUAGUACCUUUAACCCUGUCAUAACAUAUUAGGUUUGGGAUCAUCUCUUAGGAAGUCACUUUUCACAUUAAAGAGAACAGUUUUACCCUACUUGUUCUCAUAAGAGACAUUAGUGUUUGGAACCCUAAGAUAGACAUAUUUAAUCAUCAAAGUUCUGGGAAACAGAACUUUGAAAAAAUAUAGGAAAUACUUUUUAAAAUCUGAGUUUGCACAAAUAAUAUACAAUAAUUAAAUACAGUCUACUCCAUUGUAUCCUGGAUAAAUUAUUUUAGAAACAUAAUGGUGACCUAAUUUAGUGGCCAAAGUAACUUGUUUACUUUGAAUGUUCCAGUUUAUGGUGCCAUUGAUAAGGAAUUAAUGUAGGUCAAAAUUUAAUUGAACUUGGUAUUAUUUUGUAAAGCUAGUUUUCAAGAAGAAAACCAUACUUAAUAUUUCUGUAUCUAAUCAAAUACUCUUCGUAUAUAGUUAACAGUCUCAUGUUAUCUUUUUGUUAAAUCCUUAACCUUUUGAACUUAAACUACAAAGUCUUUUGACAAUAACUAUAGUGUAAUUAUCUUUUUGUCUCACUGGAUUUUGUAGUUAGUGAAAAAUGCCUUUACCCAAAAAAAAAAUGUAUUUAAAAUAGUUCUGUCAUCGCAUUUGUAAAUUUUAUCUUGUAUUGUGAUUUCAUGAACCUUACUGCCCUUAUGAAAUGGUAGCUUUGUGAAAUACAUUUACCAAAAAUCAA